AUGAAAUAUUGUAUUACAUUAGAAGUUAAAACUUUCAAUGUUCUAACCAUAGAAUGUGUGCAAUGUCUGUCUGAAGUGGAUAGUAAUUGCAUCAACAAUCCUCCGCCUUCAAUUCCUUGUAAUGGUACAGAUAUGAAAUAUUGUAUUACAUUAGAAGUUAAAACUUUCAAUGGAAAAUUAAUUCGUCUUACUCGGACGUGCAGUCCUGACGACAUUAUAAAAGAGGAAUGCGAAGAUGGAAUAGAAAAUGGAGAUGUAGUCAUCGUUUGUCAUCGUGCAUGCUCGACAGAUAACUGCAAUAUAUCUCCUAAUAUACAACUUACGAGAAGUUUACUAAUUGCCUUGCAAUUAAUAAUACUUAUGAUUUAA
Centruroides sculpturatus (bark scorpion) is the source of this 369-nucleotide messenger RNA. RefSeq lists its product as uncharacterized. The coding region runs from base 1 to 369 and encodes 122 amino acids. Gene Ontology annotation, biological process: regulation of synaptic transmission, cholinergic; sleep; positive regulation of voltage-gated potassium channel activity. The transcript has 3 exons. The record is from RefSeq and is a predicted model, not a curated record. NCBI's taxonomy places the organism in Eukaryota, Metazoa, Arthropoda, Arachnida, Scorpiones, Buthidae.